Messenger RNA from Ipomoea nil (Japanese morning glory), 1213 nucleotides. RefSeq names its product dnaJ homolog subfamily B member 9. Gene Ontology annotation, biological process: protein refolding. The record is from RefSeq and is a predicted model, not a curated record. Gene Ontology annotation, cellular component: cytoplasm. NCBI's taxonomy places the organism in Eukaryota, Viridiplantae, Streptophyta, Magnoliopsida, Solanales, Convolvulaceae. The coding region runs from base 49 to 903 and encodes 284 amino acids. The transcript is spliced from 5 exons.
GAAAGCAUAAAGAGCCACACGCGCUGACGCGCGAAAUCAAGAACAUGCAUGGAUUUGGUAUCCGCUCUGUCUCUGAGCCCAACCCAGAUCUACCCUUUCACUCUUCCACUUCACACCCCACACAAGUCGUCUCCUUUACCCGCUUUCAGAAUCGGGUAUGGACCCGUUUUCAACCCUCUGUUGCAGAGACCGCUGGCUCUUUAUUCUACCCCAAGUGUCUUCUACAAUAAGAGGAGAAGGCAGUAUAGAUUUGCCCCUUUGAAGGCCAGCCGCGGAGAGUCUCCUUACGAGGUCUUGGGGGUGUCUCCCGCCGCUACUCCCAAUGAAAUCAAGAGAGCUUAUAGAAAACUCGCUCUUAAAUAUCAUCCUGAUGUUAAUAAAGAGCCCAAUGCUCAGGAAAAAUUUAUGAGGAUUAAGCAUGCAUACAACACAUUGCUGAACUCCAAAUCAAGAAAGAAGUAUGAUUCUGGAAGCAGCACAUCGAACGAUUCUUAUUACUCAACUUGGGGAAGCCAAAGUAAAACGGCUAAAGAUGAAGAUUUCUAUGGAUUUGGUAACUUUUUCAGGGAUGUACAAAUUACAUUAGAGGACUUCUUUAAGGAUCUUCAAGAAGAAUUCCGAAAUUGGGAGGCGACUUCAGAUUCGCAAGGGAAACCCAAGAGUUUGUGGGAGGAAUUAGCGGAAAUCGGUGAAGAAUUUGUUGAGUUUUUAGAGAAGGAACUGAACAUCACUGAUCCAGAUGCCGAAGAGGAAAAGGCUGAAAACAACAAUGCAUAUUCUGGUGCAGAGGGAAUGGGAAGUGGCACCCAGAAUAAAGCAACAGAUAAAAGAAACAACAUGGAAGAAAAUCUCAAUGAGAUUGAAGCAGCCCUAGCUCAGUUGAAAAAGGAAUUAGGUCUUUGAUGGAGACUAUACAUUAAUAAGUAGUUCUUGGAAGAGUAAUCGGUCAUGCUGCCAGAAGCUGGGGUAAGUGCAGUAGUCUACAUAAUUUGUUGUAUCAUUAUUUUUAACUAGCGCCCUUUAAAAUUUCCAGGGUCACUGCAUUUUCACUCUAUAUUAUUUAUACAUAGAAUUCAAUUGUUUAGAUCAUCAUAAGUUUGUAGAUUGGUUGGGCAGACUUUGUUGACUUGUUGUAGAUGCUCUAUGUAGUUGGUUAAAUGAGUUUCACUUUUAUACCAAUGUGGGAUGGGAUGACCUCCAUGACUUUGUUGUA